Molecule: messenger RNA, 1924 nt
Organism: Engraulis encrasicolus (European anchovy)
Lineage: Eukaryota; Metazoa; Chordata; Actinopteri; Clupeiformes; Engraulidae
Gene: irx1a
Product: iroquois homeobox 1a
Exons: 4
Coding region: 228-1610 (460 amino acids)
Biological process (GO): neuron differentiation; cell development; regulation of transcription by RNA polymerase II
Cellular component (GO): nucleus
Molecular function (GO): DNA-binding transcription factor activity, RNA polymerase II-specific; RNA polymerase II cis-regulatory region sequence-specific DNA binding
Source: RefSeq, a predicted model, not a curated record
GACCUUGGGGCAGACACAUCAGUUGGAGCUCUAUAGUUGAUCUGAUCACAUCCGAGGGACUUGCGGCAAGACGAGAAGCUGAGAUUUAAAGCCGCGCAAAGAAAAAGAGUUCGCUCGCUGCUCUCCUUUUCCGCGUUGAAGACACUUUUUAACUUUUGACUUCUUUCUCUUCGCCUUUUUUGUGGAGUCUCGAUUCUGCUCGUUUCGGGCACGGCGUGGCCACGGAGAUGUCUUUCCCCCAGCUGGGCUACCCACAGUAUUUAAGUGCCUCCCAAGCGGUGUAUGGAGGGGACAGGCCGGGGGUUUUGACUCCCACCAGCCGUGGAGGUAGUGCUGAAAUCGGGUCCAGCCCCACGGCUGCUGCUGCAGCGGUCAGCUCGGUGUUGGGCAUGUAUGCCAACCCGUAUUCCACACAGCAUUACAGCGCUUUUCUGCCCUAUACCAGUGCGGACCUGGCGCUCUUUUCUCAAAUGGGCUCCCAGUACGAUCUGAAGGACAGUCCAGGCGUGCACCCGGCUAGCUUUGCUGCCCACACGUCACCUGCCUUCUACCCCUACGGCCAGUUCCAGUACGGUGACCCAGCCAGGCCCAAAAACGCGACCCGAGAGAGCACCAGCACACUCAAGGCCUGGCUGAACGAGCACCGGAAGAACCCCUACCCCACCAAAGGCGAGAAGAUCAUGCUGGCCAUCAUCACCAAGAUGACCCUCACGCAGGUGUCCACCUGGUUCGCCAACGCCAGGAGGAGACUGAAGAAGGAGAACAAGGUUACGUGGGGGGCGAGGAGUAAAGAGGAUGAAGAUGGAAACAUAUUUGGCAGCGACAACGAGGGCGACGCAGAGAAGCAUGAAGACGAGGAGGAAAUCGAUCUGGAAAGCAUAGAUAUUGAUAAGAUCGACGACAACGAUGGGGAUCAGAGCAAUGAGGACGACGAGGAGAAGGCCGAGGCCCGCGAGCGAGCAGACUUGGAGAGCCUGGAGAAAAGGCGGGCCCUUGCACUACAAGCACAUGAGGUUUUCGAGAAAUCAAAAAAUAGUCUUUCUGUUGGAAAGGACUCCAGUGACAGCAACAACAAUACUAGGGUACUGUCUCCCGGUGAACCUGGUGGUUUUCCGCUUCCGGUGAGCAAUAAGCCUAAAAUAUGGUCCUUAGCAGAAACUGCCACGAGCCCUGACAGCUCGCAGAAACCAACGUCACCCUCUGGGCCUGCCGGUCACCCGGCGCCACAGAUCCAGCACCCAGCUUUCCUGUCGAGCCACGGACUUUACACAUGCCAGAUUGGGAAAUUUCACAAUUGGACAAAUGGCGCCUUUCUGGGCCAGAGCUCUCUGCUCAACGUCAGGUCCUUCCUGGGAGUAAAUCAGCAUCACCACAACCACCACAAUCAUCAGUUCCACACACAGCAGCCGUCCGCAGUGCUCCUGUCGUCGGUCGCCGCACUGAACCGCGAAAACAGCCCAGAAGACCUCAGCCCUAAACACUCAGAUCGAGAAAAUGUAGGAACUGAAUCACCGACACAGCCCCUGAAGUCAUCAUUCCGGCCUAUUCAUGAAAGCUCUAGAAAUCAGGAGGCGACGCAAAGAGUCUUGACAGCUCUGUCUUCAGCCUGAUGCAGACUUGAAGUGAGAAAAAAGACUGUUUUCCUUCACCCGAGGACUCUAAAAUCUCUGUAUCAGAACAAAAAACGAGAGAGGAAAAAUAAAUAAAGAAAUCACGGGGGUGCAUUGCUAAGAACCUGGCAGGGGAGUUGCUUUAUUACUGUACAUAAACUCCUGUGAUUAUUCACCCUUUUCCUUGGGAGGUUUGGUAGGCUUUUGUCUUUCCCGUGUUGGUGUUUUCCCUUUGUAUAUACAGUGAUAUAAUUAAUUUGUAAAUAGUGCGUUGACGGAGUUUGUUCAGAUCAUAUAUUUUGUUUAAUAAACUA